GAACGGAAAGUACAGCUGCCGUUGGCAGUGCACGUGAUGCAAGCUUUUUCCAGUUGUAGUGGCUAAGAGCGGGACACCACUCUUUUGCGCCCCCUUUAUUUUUUGUAUGUGUGCUUAGCAUUUGUCUUCCAUCCAGAAAAAGCUUAUUCUCUCACAGGUUUACAGUAGAUACAACAGGUGUGUGUGCAUUGGAUCAUUUAGUCCUCAUAAUGGACGCUGACGUUUUGAAGAUGGAGGAAAUGAUAAUGGGAGAAGAAGAGGCUGCUGCCCCUGCUGAAAUUGUCCCUGUUAAGACAGAGGACACGUACACAACCAUCAUCAUUCAACAACCUCAAACAGUUCCUAUCCUUCAGUCAUACCAGCAUGAAAGCCUGCAGUGUUUCCAGUGUUUUAUCACUUUCUGCAACUCAAAAGCAAAGGAAAGGCACAUGAAGAAGAGUCAUCGGGAAGAGUACAAACAACAACUUCAGCAGUGCGACACACUGUUCACCUGCUAUGUAUGUGACCGUACCUUCCCAUCCUCUGAGGAGCUGACACAGCAUCAGUCGACCCACAACAAGGAGGACAAGCCCUUCAAAUGUGUACACUGCAAAGAAAGCUUCCGCUUAUUCUCAGAGCUGACAACUCAUCGACGGCAGGUAUGUCCUGAACGCCAGUUUGCGUGCAAAGAAUGCAACGAGACAUUUCGAAGUCCUGGACUUUUGCGUAAUCAUCGUCUGGCCCAGCACCCUGUGCACCUGGAAGAAGAGGAUGCAGAGGAUCCUUCCAAGACCUAUCGAUGUGGCAAAUGUGGUACGGGUUUUGAAGAAGAGGCGGAGCUUCUGCAACAUCAGGAGAACCACGCAGGUAACCGUAACUGCAACGGUGCCCCUGUCAAACGUCGAGGGAGACCACCUAAAGCUGAGGCUACAGCUGCUGGAGAAAAGAAACCGAAGCUAAAGAAUGAGGAUGAGGCAGAAGAGCCAGAGGAGUCCAACCAUUCAGAAGAGACUUCUGCAACUUCAGCUGAAUCAAAGGAAAAGACGGGAGGGCGAAGAGGGCGCCCAUCUAAAUGUGCCCAGGAACCCAAGGCUAAAGAUGACCACGCAGAAAAUGACGAAAAGAAACCCAAGGCUGUUCCAGAGCCACCUCGACAGAUCCCUUGCACUGAAUGUGACCUCACUUUCCCCGGUCUGGCACAGCUUCGGGCACAUAAGAAAGAAAAGCACACACAGAAAAAGCCUCACCCUUGCGGAGAAUGUGAAGAGAGUUUCAAUCGACCUGAGCAGCUGACGGCCCAUAUGGCUAGAGCUCAUAGUGCUGGCCGACACACCUGUCCUACGUGUGGAAAAAGCUUUGGCAGAGAGAGUAAUCUGAAGGCUCAUCAACAGACCCACGGUAAAGAAGAAAGCCCGGCUGCUGGUGGAAAGAGAUAAUUUAGUAUAGGAAAAUUUCGGAGGUGUAUGUAGAAGAAGGAUUUAAGAUUUUUUUUAAAUGGUUAUGUAUAAAAGUCAGGGUUAGAAUUUGCUUUAGUUUUAAAAAAUUGCAUCGCACAGUAGUAUUGUUCAAAUGUGUGAGGCUACGAUUCAACGCUGUAUGAGUGUGUUAUAUGAAACUGGAAAACCAGUCUUGGCUGCCUCUUUUAUUAUGACAUCUGUACAUAGCUUUGGCAUGGUAAGCAAAAGGGAUUUUUCCUAAAUUCAAAUAUCUAGGAUAACCACGUUGUAGCUAAUACCAUCAACUGAAUCCCGAGAAAAGCCUUUAUAUAUAUUGUUAAAGGCUUUACAUUGUCAUUUCCUUUCUUUAUGAAAAAUUUUAACUUACUGUAAGGCGUGUUAUUGUUUUACAUUAAUUUUUAGAAGUGUGUACAAUGGGUGAGAAAUGUACUUAAUGAUUGUUAUCUCAUGACUAAAUUUGAUUUCAAAUGUUUAAUUUUCUACAGUAGCAUUCAGUUUGAAAUUAUAUUUGACUUCACUGUUCACAAUUUCAUUCUCCAAGGUCAAAGAUUUUAAAUGUUUGAAUAAUUGUUGAAAAUGUUUUAAAUGUCUUUUGAUUUUCUUACUUUGAUUUUAUUUAUUUCCAUUCAUAGUGCAGUCAAAAAUGAAUAUGAAGUUUGUUUUUAUUCAAAGUUAAUGUGGAAUUUUAGCUACAGGCAAGAAUACCACUGUAAUAACUAAUCAGAGUUUUUGUCUUUUGUAAUUUCUAGAUACGACUUUGGUGCAUUGCUGAAUUUACUUUUGAAUAUAUAAAAUAUUUCAUUUGAAUUAA
Molecule: messenger RNA, 2247 nt
Organism: Misgurnus anguillicaudatus (oriental weatherfish)
Lineage: Eukaryota; Metazoa; Chordata; Actinopteri; Cypriniformes; Cobitidae
Gene: znf576.2
Product: zinc finger protein 576, tandem duplicate 2
Source: RefSeq, a predicted model, not a curated record